AUGCUGGAUCCUACUGACAACAUGGAUGACUUCUACAACGACACCUCCGCGCCUGCCGGGGCCCAGCUCCCCCCGCCAGCGCCUCACCUCGCCUCUGCGUCAGCGCCCUCCGCCGCCUUUCCCUCGUCUUCUGCGCGUCCUCUUGCGGCAACUGCUCUCUCUUCCAAUCCUAUAGGCCGCGGAGGCGAGGACGGACCUUUUACGAUGCAUCCGAAGGCCUGCGGUAGUCCGCACUUUGUCGAGAACCCGCUGGCGAGAACGGGCAGCGGAGACGAGAAAUGCAGAAGAGACGAGGGCUCGCUUCGCGGUAGUAUCGACUCUGCAAAUCCUCUCACGGUGGCGCAGAGCGGAGGCGCGGGAGGCUCGCGAAACAUCCGAACUGCUCCCCAGACCCAGGAGGCCUUCCCCAGCCUCCACGGCGUUGUCAGCGGGAAAAUGGGCGAUGGCGGCGGCAGCACGCUCGGCGCACCGCAGCAGCGACCACAAUUCUCUGUUUCCCAGCUGCAGGCGGCCUAUCGCUACGUGCAGCACAGCCUCUUGUCGAAGGCGGUCUCGUGGACGGAGUUCGUGCACAUUCCCUCUUUUCAGAAGCCGGCGACGGGUGCGACGGCAGUGGAUCGCGUGGAGCGCAACCUGCGGUAUUUUUACAUGAACUACAUCAUCAUCUGCUCGGUGCUGGCCGUGGUUGCUGCGCUUCUGAACCCAGUCGUGCUUGUCAUCGGCGGCGUGUUUGGCGGCGCCGCGUUUCUCGCUGGCUUCAAAGGCGACAACACACUCCGCAUUGGGGACACGGUGCUGCCGGUGAAGACCUUCCGAUUCACCUGCUUGGCGGUCGCCGCGCUCACGAUUUUUCUUGUUGCCGGCCACAUCGUCGUCAGUCUCUCUCUCGGCUGCGCCCUCAUUGUGAUGCUGCAUGCCUCUUUGCACAUCGGCGUCUCCUACGAACAGAUUGCACAGCACUCGGCUUGCAGCCCCGAAUUCGACGUGUGA
Molecule: messenger RNA, 990 nt
Organism: Besnoitia besnoiti
Lineage: Eukaryota; Apicomplexa; Conoidasida; Eucoccidiorida; Sarcocystidae
Exons: 2
Coding region: 1-990 (329 amino acids)
Cellular component (GO): Golgi apparatus
Source: RefSeq, a predicted model, not a curated record